Messenger RNA from Labeo rohita (rohu), 2600 nucleotides. RefSeq names its product heparan sulfate glucosamine 3-O-sulfotransferase 3A1. The transcript is spliced from 2 exons. Gene Ontology annotation, molecular function: [heparan sulfate]-glucosamine 3-sulfotransferase activity. The coding region runs from base 362 to 1558 and encodes 398 amino acids. NCBI's taxonomy places the organism in Eukaryota, Metazoa, Chordata, Actinopteri, Cypriniformes, Cyprinidae. The record is from RefSeq and is a predicted model, not a curated record.
AGAAUUUCACAAAUCAUUUGAUGCAAACGCUGGAUUAUAAUAUGCAUUUUUCAAUUUUGGACAAAAGGGGCUCAGAUAUUUUCUUUCUAUAAACGUGGAUUAAAACUGUUAAAUAAUUCAAAUUAACUCGUAUAGUAGGUAAUUUAAAAUUCGCACUGAACUAAUUCUCAGACUAGCAACUGUUUACAUAACGACAAGGAGCUUUACAUAUGCGCAAGGAUUUUUGGAGAGCUGCGAGUGCGAACUCUAAUCCACCUUUGAUGCACUCCAGCUCCAAACUCUGCCUUAUUUUUGAUGGCAAGACUGAAUAAUGCCAGUCUAGCAUGGCUGUCUUUCCAUCUCAUGCCACCCGUGGACCGACAUGGCAUAUAGCCGCGUCUUUUCGGACCCUCCGUCCAAGAGCAUCUUUAAGACCUUCGCGGUCAUGUUGCUGUCUAUACUCGCGUCUUUAUACUUUCUCCACUGCCUCACGGAGCGAUGCGGGACCUGUAUACCCACAGAGAAAAGAAACACGGGUCCGGUGGAGGGAUUUUACGCCUCGAAACUUAAAGAUUUUGAGUCCCUGAGGAGAAAGAGACUUCUUCAGAAAUGGACCUCGACGAGACCUCUGGUGAUGAGGCACCACAGCUUAAUCCGCCGGCUCGAAGAGGAUUUACCUGGAAUUGAGGCUGACGGACACAUUUUCCAGGCAGACGUGAAGCUGUCAAACUCUUUGGAUGUAGAUUUGGAGACGGGAGGCUCGUAUUUUGAUACAGGUAAACUGAGUGCGUUAGGUGAGGGCAGUAAGAAGCUGCCUCAGGCGAUCAUCAUCGGCGUGAAAAAAGGCGGGACGCGCGCGUUGCUGGAGUUUCUGCGCGUGCAUCCAGAUAUUCGCGCGGUGGGAGCGGAGCCGCACUUCUUCGACCGUAACUAUGACAACGGAAUGGACUGGUACAGAGACCUGAUGCCUAAAACCCUGGAGGGCCAGAUCACCAUGGAGAAAACACCAAGCUACUUUGUGACCCGCGAGGCUCCGGCCCGGAUCUACGCCAUGUCCCGCGACACCAAGCUGAUCGUGGUGGUCCGGGACCCCGUCACGCGAGCAAUCUCUGACUACACGCAAACGCUGUCCAAGAAACCUGACAUUCCUACUUUUGAGAGCCUGACGUUUAAAAACAGGACUACAGGGUUGAUCGACACCACGUGGAGCGCCAUUCAGAUCGGCAUCUACGCCAAACACCUGGACAACUGGCUGCAGUUCUUCCCCAUGAGCCAGAUCCUGUUCGUGAGCGGAGAGCGGCUGAUCAGCGACCCGGCUGGAGAGCUGGGCCGCGUGCAGGACUUCUUGGGGCUCAAGAGGAUCAUCACAGACAAACACUUCUACUUCAACCAGACCAAGGGCUUCCCUUGUCUCAAAAAGGCAGAGGGCAGCAGCAAACCCCAUUGCCUGGGUAAAACCAAAGGGCGGACCCAUCCAAACAUUGACCCUGAGGUCGUGCAAAGACUUAGAGACUUCUACAGGCCUUUCAACAUGAAGUUCUACCAGAUGACAGGCAGGAAAUUUGGAUGGGAUGACUGACAGUAGACAGUGAAAUAGACCCUGGAUUUUGAAACAAGGGAGAAACAAUCUAACUAUGACCUCACCAGCAACAAAACUAUGAUAAUCCUAAAAGUGGUCCAGUUUGGUUGUGGAAAAAAGUAAAAGUCCACAUCCUCAACUCAAGUUAGGUACAGAAAGCUAUGAACACUGUGAACUGAUUUUUUUUACCCAAUCAGACUUCAGCCAUAUUUUUAAUUUAAACAGCCAUAUACCAUAGUGUAAGAGGACCUAGAAGAGACACCUGAAAGCUAAAGAGAUCCACUCUAGAACUAUGCAUUUGGAUGUUGAACUGUGAAUUACCCACUGUGUCUGGAGUUGGAGAUCAGAUUAGUUCUUUUGCCAUAUUUAAUGUAGAAAAAGACUAGCUGCUUAUAUACCUUUGCAAUUAUUUGGAAGAAAAUAUCAAAAGAAUAAAAAUAAGUGUAUUUUUAAAAAUUAUUUAUUAAACCUAUACAGUUUAACUAUUUUGAAUAAUCUUCACUAAACACCUCCCUUCACUUUUUUUGCACGUGGAGGGUGGGUGAUGUCUUUGUAUUUUGAACCAUAUAACACAAUGCCUUUUCUAAAACAUUUCAUGUGUUUAAAUGUGCAUUUAAAUGUUUACCAUCCUGUUGGCUCAGAGUAAUGUUAUGUCAAAAAUGUUUCUUAUAUUAAUGGAUCAAAGACAAUAAGUCAGCCAAAGUAGUGAACAUGCAGAAUAUGACGUAAUUUCCCUCCAGGUCUGGGUUUUCCAAUUUGUGAUUUGACUGGAUGGCAAGCUUUUAAGAGUCCAUUUAAAGCUGUGUCUGUAUGGUGUGUGUGCGUCAGAGUGUGAGAGUAUAAAGAAAUUCAAUCAGUGUUUCUCCAUUUAAAGGUGAUCUGUGUAAUUGUUUAAUUUUAAAACGCUUUAAAAUCCCACCUAUAAAAGAGCCAUCAAUAGGUUGGUUUUUGCUCUGAAAGUUUAAGGUGGGUGAACCUGUUUGCAAACUUAAAAUCAUUCAUUUUUCCUUUGCAAUAUUAUCAGUGAUAUUAUGCUUUUAUA